AUGCUGGACUUCUGGGCGUCGACGCCCAUCGGGCAGGCGGAGAGCCCCCCGGAGAAGAAGCUCCGCGAGGUCGGCGAGUGGCUCGUCGAUCGCACCGAAGCUCGCGGCCUCCUCGGUCUCUCUCUCUCUCUCUCUCUCUCUCUCUCUCUCUCUCUCUCUCUCUCUUCAUUCUCGUUCCGAUCUUCUUCGCCAUUAUCGAACCGAAACCUCAGAAUCAGAUCAACCUGCUGCGAAAAUUUGGAACUAAAUUCCUUCCCAUUUUAUAUAUAUAUAUAUAUUGGUGUGGUUUCUGGUGGUUCAUCCGCUGAAAUGCUUAUGAUGGUCUGGCAGGGCAGCGGAUCCUGAUGACGGUGAGCCUCUACGUGCUGCCGGUGUGGGUACUGCUCGUGCUGCUCGCUUCCGGUGUUGUCUCCCUUCCCUUCAAUGUGCCCUUCCUGGACGAUCUCUUAUCGUGA
This is a messenger RNA of Spirodela intermedia, 455 nucleotides long. The record is from the annotation of a GenBank genome assembly. NCBI's taxonomy places the organism in Eukaryota, Viridiplantae, Streptophyta, Magnoliopsida, Alismatales, Araceae.